AUGUCUGACCUUUUCACCACCAUCGAGACCCCUGAGCUCAAGUAUGAGCAGCCUUUGGGCUUGUUCAUCAACAACGAGUUCGUCAAAGGUGUCGAGGACAAGACUUUCGAGACCAUCAAUCCUCACAACGAGAAGCCCAUUGUUGCCGUGCAGGAGGCUACCGAGAAGGAUGUCGACAUCGCUGUUGCUGCCGCUCGCAAGGCUUUUGAGGGCGAAUGGCGCCAAGUGACCCCCUCGGACCGUGGCCGCAUGCUCACCAAGCUGGCUGAUCUCAUGGAGCGCGAUAUGGACACUCUGUGCGCCAUCGAGGCUCUUGACAACGGUAAGGCCUUCAGCAUGGCCAAGGUUGAUGUCAUCAACGCCGCCGGCUGCCUGCGCUACUACGGUGGCUGGGCUGACAAGAUCCACGGUCAGACCAUCGACACCAACCAGGAGACUCUCACCUAUACUCGCCACGAGCCCGUCGGUGUCUGCGGUCAGAUCAUUCCCUGGAACUUCCCCAUUCUGAUGUGGGCCUGGAAGAUUGGUCCCGCGGUGGCCGCCGGUAACGUUGUGGUCAUCAAGACUGCUGAGCAGACCCCUCUGUCGGCGCUCUAUGCCGCUAAGCUGGUGAAGGAAGCUGGCUUCCCUCCCGGUGUGAUCAACGUCAUCUCUGGCUUCGGUCGUGUUGCUGGUGCCGCCAUCUCCAGCCACAUGGAUGUUGAUAAGAUUGCCUUCACUGGUUCGACCCUGGUUGGCCGCACCAUUCUCCAGGCUGCUGCCAAGAGCAACCUCAAGAAGGUGACUCUCGAACUCGGUGGCAAGUCCCCCAACAUUGUCUUCGAGGAUGCCGACAUUGACAACGCCAUCUCCUGGUGUUGGUUCGGUAUCUACUUCAACCACGGCCAAUGCUGCUGCGCCGGUUCCAGAAUCCUGGUUCAGGAGUCCAUCUACGACAAGUUCCUGGCCCGCUUCAAGGAGCGCACCGAGCAGAGCAAGGUUGGAGACCCCUUCCACCCCGAGACAUUCCAGGGCCCCCAAAUCUCGCAGCUGCAGUUCGACCGCAUUAUGGGUUACAUCGAGGAGGGCAAGAAGGCCGGUGCCCAGGUCCUCACUGGCGGUAUCCGUCACGGCGAGGAGGGUUACUACAUCAAGCCCACUGUGUUCGCGGACGUCAAGGAGGACAUGAAGAUCGUCCAGGAGGAAAUCUUCGGCCCUGUCUGCACUGUCCAGAAGUUCAAGGAUGAGGAGGAGGCCAUCAAGAUCGGCAACAGCACCACUUACGGUCUUGCCGCUGCCGUCCACACCAAGAACCUCAACACCGCCGUCCGUGUCUCCAACUCCCUGAAGGCUGGUACCGUCUGGGUCAACAACUACAACAUGAUCUCGUACCAGGCUCCCUUCGGUGGCUUUAAGGAGUCCGGCCUCGGCCGCGAGCUUGGCUCGUACGCUCUCGAGAACUACACCCAGGUCAAGACGGUGCACAUCCGCCUGGGUGACGCGAUCUUCGCUUAA
Aspergillus clavatus NRRL 1 is the source of this 1494-nucleotide messenger RNA. Its product is annotated as aldehyde dehydrogenase family protein. Gene Ontology annotation, molecular function: aldehyde dehydrogenase (NAD+) activity. The transcript has 5 exons. The record is from RefSeq and is a predicted model, not a curated record. Lineage: Eukaryota; Fungi; Ascomycota; Eurotiomycetes; Eurotiales; Aspergillaceae. The coding region runs from base 1 to 1494 and encodes 497 amino acids.